Molecule: messenger RNA, 2991 nt
Organism: Diplodia corticola
Lineage: Eukaryota; Fungi; Ascomycota; Dothideomycetes; Botryosphaeriales; Botryosphaeriaceae
Product: aldehyde dehydrogenase
Exons: 6
Coding region: 1-2991 (996 amino acids)
Biological process (GO): positive regulation of transcription from RNA polymerase II promoter by galactose; DNA-templated transcription
Cellular component (GO): nucleus
Molecular function (GO): RNA polymerase II cis-regulatory region sequence-specific DNA binding; DNA-binding transcription factor activity, RNA polymerase II-specific; zinc ion binding
Source: RefSeq, a predicted model, not a curated record
AUGCCGACCACACAACCUGGCUCCGAGGCGGCCCCGGCAGGCGUCAAGAACAACAGGCAGAAUGUGCGGAAGAAGCGAACAGCGGUGAGCUGUGACCGGUGCAAGAACCGCAAAACAAAGUGCAUAGAUCCAGUCCCCGGCCCUUGCCACUACUGCGCCAGCAUCAACGCGCCGUGCAAGACGGACCUCAACCGCCGCAAGAAGCGGCCGUACUACCACGUCUCGGAAGAAGAGUACCGGUGCAUGACGACCAUCCUGCGGCACUACCUGCCGGAAGUCGAGUUCAACCUGCCGUCGCUCAAGGCCCUCUGCCAGCGGCUUGAAGGCCUCAGUGCAGCAGGCGAUGAUGAUGAGAAUGACGACGACGAUUUUAGUGCUAGGCCUAGCCCGAUGCCGAUACCGAUGCCGACUACGACUGCCACUCGCGACGGGGAAGAGGUCUUUGGCCCGGACGAUCCACGACAUCACGGCGACGGAACGAUGGCCACGCCGCUCAAUAAUCCAAGCAGCAGUCCGGAGGAGCAGACGGCUGGCGGGAAGGAGGAAGAGGAGGAGGAGAAGGCCGGUAUGCAGGAGAUACAGGAGUUGCAGGAGCAUCUGGGCUGUCUGAUGAUAGAUUCGCGAGGAAACUACAGACACGUCGGCACGGACUCGUCGAUAGGAUUCAACGCGGCGAUCCGCAUGAUCAAGGGGAAUAACCACCACCACCACCACAACGGAAUGCACGAGGACCAGACGGAAGCUGACCACCCCAAAAAUAACGCGCUACCAGAAAACAUCAUCAUCCAGCCCCUGACUACAACCAGCCUGCCUCCGGCGACUCCAGAGAGCUCUGUGGGUGGCACCGAGUACAGCUACUCAUGUCCUUCCUCUUCUUCUCCUCCCUCGUCUUGCUCGGGCGCCCACAACGCCGGCGUCUACCUCCCUCGGCUCGAACAAGCAUCAGCGAGCAUCCAACGCUACUUCGAUGAAGUGCACUGCCUGUACUGGCUCUUCUCAACGGAACAGUUUCAUGAGCGCGUGCACGAGACGUACAUGACGGGCGGCAUCCUCGCGGGUGCGUCGUGGAUGUGCUGCUUGUAUUCCAUUUUCGCCAUCGGCGGGAGCGGCGGCGGUGGAAGUGGCGUGGAGGGCGCCGGGCAGCAGCAGGGAGCACAGCAGAAGACGUCGGCAGAGUAUCUGGUCAUGGCGAAGGCGCUGGUGCCGCAGGUGGUCGACGAGGCGGAUGUGGAUAGCGUCAGGGCGCUGACACUGCUUGCCCUCGCACUCCAAACCGAGUGCUACACCAACGCGGCAUACCUCUACAUCGGCACGGCCGUCCGCACAGCCUACUCGCUAGGCUUGCACGUGGAGAAGGCGGCGCCGCCUACGCGCGGGCGGCUGGAGCGCGAGCAGAACCGGCGCAUAUGGUGGACACUGUACCUGCUGGAUUACGAGAUGGCGCACCGCUACGGCAAUCCGUGCGCUGUGAUUGACGAGAUGCAAGACGUGCAGGUGCAGAUGCCGUCGGAACAGAUCCUCAGCCCCGGCCCCAACACCCCCCUCGGCUUCCUCGCCGCCUCCUCCACCCUCUGCGCCAUCUCGCGCCACAUCCGAACCGCCCUCCACAACCACCACCACCAAAAGGCCCCGGCCGCCACCACCACGACAACGACAUCACAACCACCACCGAAAGCCCCGAACUCGACAUCCCUCCCCACCCUCCUCACCACCCUCCACGCCUGGCACGCCUCCCUCCCGCCGCACCUCUCCGCCGCCGCACUCCCGCUCCACACGCCCCCCGCCCACCGCCGCGCCCUCGCCGUGCUGCACGCCCGCUACUGGGCCGCCGUCGUCUUGGCCACGCGGCCGUUCCUGCUGUCGACCGCGUUGGGCGCGUUGGGCCGGGGGGCCGGGGGGCGGCGGCGGCGGCGGCACUGCAUGAGGCGAUGGCGGCGGCGGGAACGGGAACGGGAACGGGAACGAGGAGAGGGUUGGGCUGGGGGUGAUGAGUGGAGAGAGGGGGAGGGAGAGGGGCGCCGGACGGACGAGGAGGAGGUGGAGAUGGAGAUGGAGAUGGACUUGGGACACUGCAGCUCGUCGUCGUCGUCGGCGGCGGCGGCGGCUGGUCGCUGCGCGUGCCGUCGUCGGAGUGGUGGAGGGGACGGCCUGCAUGACGACGAGGACGCAGGCAUGGCGUCGUCGUCGGUGGCUGAGAAGCGGCAGCAGCAGUGGCGGCGGCGGGGGUUUGCGGAGGAGAUGUCGGCCACGUGUGUGGGGGCGGCGCGGAGGGGGUUGGAUGUCAUGCGGACGAUGGUGAACAAAAGUGGUGGUGGUGAUGCUGGUGGUGGUACUGGGUCAUCUUCGCUGAGCAGUUUGGUUAAUUUCGACUGCUCCAACUUGCUGGAGCUGGUGCAGGUGUUCCGGCUGGCGAUGGUGUUGGACGAGGAGGAGGAUGAAGACGAUGAGGAGGAGCAGGAGGGCGAGGAGAAAGAGAUGGAGGAGACGACAUCAGCGGCACCGCGCGAACUGUCGUCAUCGUCUAAUUUCUCGCAUGAUAAGUCAUGUUGCUGCGGUGUCGAAGAGGGCGGUGGUGCCAGCAGGACGAGUGCGCGGACAGGGGCAACUAAGAUCAAGGAAAUGUGGACGCAACGGAUUCACGAGGCGGUGGAGAUCAUGCACGCCAUGGAACCGGUGGGAUGGACGGCAAGGGCGUUGCCUGAGCUCUCGGCGCAGCUGCGGGAGUGCGGGAUUUUGGAUGGAGAGGACUGGCGUGGUGGUGGCAAUGGUGGCUGCGACGAUGCUGAGCUAGCGCCACCGCUGGGCAUGGAGGACAUGAUAAGGGAUGCGAUGACGGGGCAGCCGAGUGCAGGUUUUGGCGGCGUCGAGGGCAUGGAAGCGGAUGACAGUCUGGGGACACUGUUCUUUGGCGACGUCCUCGGCGACCCAACAGCUGCGUUCGGCGACACGAUGGACAACAACAUCUUGUUCCUGGACAUCGACUUCGCCUGA